Momordica charantia (bitter melon) is the source of this 555-nucleotide messenger RNA. RefSeq names its product NADH dehydrogenase [ubiquinone] 1 beta subcomplex subunit 3-A. The record is from RefSeq and is a predicted model, not a curated record. Gene Ontology annotation, cellular component: respiratory chain complex I; mitochondrion. Gene Ontology annotation, biological process: electron transport chain; mitochondrial respiratory chain complex I assembly. Lineage: Eukaryota; Viridiplantae; Streptophyta; Magnoliopsida; Cucurbitales; Cucurbitaceae.
AAGAGCGAGGGAGAGAAGAAGCGAGCAUUUGGAUCUUGGGAAAGGAAAAGGAAAUCAGAGAUUAGAGUUUGGCGAUGGCGAACAAGGCGCUGGGAUCGACGGGAGAGUUCUUCAGGAGGAGAGACGAGUGGAGGAAGCAUCCGAUGCUGAUAAAGCAGUUCCGGCACGCGACUCCUGGCCUCGGCAUCGCCCUCGUCGCUUUCGGCAUCUACCUCGUCGGCGAGCAAGUCUACAAUCGCAUCCAUUCUCCCUCUUCCUCUCACCACCACCACCACGCCGACGCAUCCUCCGCCUCCGCCACCCACUGACUGCACUAUCAUCUCUACAGAUGCAUUCCUGCUGCUGUCUAAGUUUGGAGAUUUAUAGCACUCAUUCCCUUUUACCUUUUUAUGUGCAAUAAAAGGAAAACUUUCGCUGGACAAAGCGCUUGAAGCUUGUAAAUGUACUUGAUGAGGUUGGAACUGAAAUUUCCAUCAGAACUAAAAUGUUGAAUUUUAUAAUUUAGUGGUUCUAGCAAUGCAUUUUGCUCACAGUUAGCGAUAAGAUUUUAUUUCA